Molecule: messenger RNA, 1843 nt
Organism: Xyrauchen texanus (razorback sucker)
Lineage: Eukaryota; Metazoa; Chordata; Actinopteri; Cypriniformes; Catostomidae
Product: probable peptidyl-tRNA hydrolase
Exons: 5
Coding region: 223-1026 (267 amino acids)
Molecular function (GO): peptidyl-tRNA hydrolase activity
Source: RefSeq, a predicted model, not a curated record
AAAACACGUGGGUCGGAGGUUUACGGUGAUCGGGGUUGAGAUGCGUGGUUUCAGGGAAAUAUCGCAUUAAAACGCAUUUUAACACAAAGCGUAUUAAAAUGUAUUCUUAUCAUAUACUUAAAGUCUACUAAUAGAGAUGUGUCUGAUGUAAAUCAGUUGGAAAUCCUGUAACACCGACCGACUGGGUUUGUAAACUGUCCUUUACACUCAUCAUGACUCACUAUGAGUAACAUCAUAGUGCAAAGAACACUCUGGGAAACUGUGACACAAUCCUUCAAACUGCCAAUGGCACUCAUACGGUGGAUCAUAACUAAACUGAUAAAUCCAGCGUGGAUGGGCGCGCAUCCGUCCCGGAAGAUGGCUGGUGAAACAAUAGUUGCUAAUAAAAGAAGAAAAAUGGUUGUAGGGCUAGGAAAUCCUGGCAUGAAUGGCUCUCGACAUAGUGUUGGUAUGGCUUUUCUCACAACAUUAGCUGAACAUUUGGGAGCAUUGGAUGGCUGGAGAUCAGACCGACAUGUGUCUGGGGAGGUCAUUCUCGCAGACCUUCAAGAUAUUCAGUUGGUUCUUCUCCGGCCCAAGUUGCUUAUGAACAUCAAUGGCAUAAGCGUUGCAAAAGCAGCCAGCAAAUAUUUAAUUCAGCCCAAUCAUAUUUUCUUGAUACAUGACGAGCUUGACAAACCACUUGGGAAGUUCAGCAUUAAACACGGUGGAAGUGCAAGGGGUCACAAUGGUGUUAGAUCGUGUGUGGACUCCCUUGCUACUGAUGUAAUGCCCCGGUUGCGUAUUGGUAUUGGACGACCAUCGGAUAAAACAUCGGUCGACCGUCACGUUUUGGGACGUUUUUCACAAGAGGAACAAAAAGUUCUGGACUCUGUCAUGAAGCAGAGUUUGGAUGUUCUGCUGACAUAUCUCACAGACGCACAACCCCAGACUUCCCCAGCAGAGGGAAGGAGAGCCUCACGAAAGAAUAAAGAGAGGAUACUUUCAUCUCCUCAUGGUGUCACAGAAGAGCAAAAACAGAACUGAGCUCCUGUUACCAUACAGAAUAUCAUUAUAACUGUGUUUCUGUUAUGAAGGAGUUGAGUUUUAGUAUGAUGUAAUGUUUAGAUCCCAAAUAGAGGAAAGGAGAGCAUCACCCAAGAUAAAAAAAAAAUGGACACUUUGACCACCUCUUGGCACCACAGAAGGGCAGACACAAAAUUGACAUCAUGUUAUGAUAAAUUGUGUUUUUGAUAACUGUAUCUCUGAUCUGAAGUAGCUGAGUUUUGUUAGGAUGCAGUGUUUAAGAUUUGUCAGAGGUGUCAUUAUUGAAUAUAGCACUACCAUCUUUUGAAGUUCUGUAGAUUUAUUUGGAUGCAACAGCCAGUUUGCUUAUCUGUGGUGGUUUGAAACAUGAACAAGGUUGACUGUAUAAUGUAAUGUUUGUCAUUUCAAAUAAUUUGAUUAUUUUUUAACUUAAUCUUUGCAGCAUUGUUUUUUUUUUAUUACAUAUUUUUACAUUUAGCCAGAUAUUUCCAAACACUUAAAUCUGAUCUUCAAACAACUUCUUGAGUUAAAAAAUAUUUGCUUGAAUUUUAAGAAUACCUUCCCUACUCAAAAGAGAAUUUUGAAACCUUAAAAUCCUUCUAAAAGCUGCCUUUGCGUCUAUCUUCUAUCAUAAGGUGUCUAUCUUCAUAAAAAUUAGUUUCAGUUUGUAUUUUGUUCAGCUAAAAUAAAGCUUUUUUACAGAGCAUUUAUGCAGUUGAAGUCAGAAGUUUACAUACACUUGGGUUGAAGUCAUAAAAAAAAAAUGUUUAACCACUCCACAGAUUUCAUAUUUGCAAACUAUAGUUUUGGCAAUUUG